Messenger RNA from Corythoichthys intestinalis (scribbled pipefish), 6633 nucleotides. It is a transcript of the gene svild, whose product is annotated as supervillin d. Gene Ontology annotation, biological process: actin filament severing; cytoskeleton organization; barbed-end actin filament capping. NCBI's taxonomy places the organism in Eukaryota, Metazoa, Chordata, Actinopteri, Syngnathiformes, Syngnathidae. The coding region runs from base 380 to 4645 and encodes 1421 amino acids. The record is from RefSeq and is a predicted model, not a curated record. The transcript has 28 exons. Gene Ontology annotation, cellular component: cytoplasm; actin cytoskeleton. Gene Ontology annotation, molecular function: phosphatidylinositol-4,5-bisphosphate binding; actin filament binding.
UCGAACCGACACUUCCCCUGUCCGUCUCCCUCGACGUCACCACGCCGAACUCGGAGGUCGAAUUGGGGUGGCCGACUAACAAGAUAGUAUUUUAAUACUUUUUAACAAAGACAAACACCGGUUUUAUCCGUGUUUACAUUGCUACUAUCCGCCAGUCGCGUGGUUGCUACUCAACCGUCUUCCAAGCUCUUUCUUCUUCACUUUUUCCGUUUUUAGACACACAUUUCCCUAACAAGUCUAAUCAUGUGUGAGUCGACGUGUUGUGUCUGACAGCUGUACACAGACACAACGACCUUCAUUGCAGUGCUGUCAUUUUGAUGGAUUAGCACCACGCUUUGGAGUGACUCUGCAAUCUACUUCUUCAUUGCCAAAGCGCAAAAUGGAUGCCAUCGACACCUUACAGAGCUCAGCCCCAGAAACCAAAGCCGAACGGAUUGCCCGCUACAAAGCCGAGAGGAGGAGGGAGCUGGCUGAGCGCUACGGCGCCCCCGACGAAUUCACCUCCAAGUAUGUCCGCAAUCGGGACAGGAAAAUAGCAGAUUCAUCCGAAAAGGAAAAGUGCGAGGAUAAUGGGUCGGAGCAAACGUACACUAGGAGAGGCCUGAAGAGUAAAACGGAGAUGCACACUGAUGUCGAUUAUGGGAUGGAGACAAGAAGUCACUUUAAACUGGAAACGGAAGCUCCGCCUCCUGCCAAGACAUCGUCCAAUAUCAGGUGUCUGCCAGCUGAUGACAACCACCAGUCCAAGGUUGACCAGAAGACUUGGGACAAACAACGUUACACUGACAAGAUGUCUUCUAAGGAUCAGGAGGAUGGAAACGACGAUCACGGAGCGAACGGCAAAUUAGGACGUCGGACAGUCGACAGUGACGAAGCAGUAAUUCCGAAAAGAAAAGCAAUGGAAGAGAAAGAAAUCACAGAAGAAGCCUCAGCAAAGGAGGAACGAGAGGAAACGCGGGCGCCCUCACUGCAGCGCCAGGAUUCCGGACAGAGAAGUAUUAAGGGAAUCCUGAAGAAGAGCCGUUCCACCAGCGUCGAGUCCGACCAUAGCGAGGAGUGCGCGUUGCUCCGGCAGAGCAGCGUCACCCUCAGUCACACUGAAAGCGAAGACGCCAAGGACGGUGACGAGGCGGACUUGGAGGAGGAGGACGACGAGCCGUUUUUCGACGAGGUGCCGGACGGAGGCGAUUUGGGAAUACGGCGGCACAGCGAGCACAGCAGCGGCAGCGGAAGUUUGGACGAAAGUCUGGAAAUGACUUCCACCGUGUCGGGAGACACAGAGGAGAUGGACAGCUUGGACGGAAGCCAUUCCUCCAUGAAACAAAGACUAGCAGAGUUCACUAGCGGCGACAGCGAGAAGAGAGAAUGGACGAAGAAGCCGAAACCGGCGGACGUGAUUCAGACGUCGCUCGCCGAUCGCUUCAGUCAGCUUCACGACGCGGAGAAUGCCUGGAAGAAAAAGAAGUCUAAUGUAGAUGCCUCGCCCAAGAUGUCCCUGGCUGACAGGAUGAAGAUCCUCAAGGACAAAGAGGAGCAGUGGAAGGGAAAAGGCAAAGGAGCGGCCAACGAUUCCGUCCAGUUCACAGUCGCCGGACGCAUGGCCAAGAAAGGUCUAGUGUCAGAUGCAGGGAAGGGAGAGUCCCGUCUUACGCCCAGGAAGAAGUUGGACGCCACCCCGGUAAAGCCUCUGGAAGAAAUCUCUAGUAGAACCGACGUCAAGGUGGAAGGCGAUAAAAGACUUGACAAACUUGAAUCGUUUCUCGACAAACUUCACAGCAAAGGGGUGAGCACAACCAAGACGUCAACCAUCGAAGUGACUGCAGAGGCUGAGAAAGAAGUGAUGACCUUGGACGACGACGAAACCUUCGGGAACUUCUACAAGUCCGUCUCGCCCUCGGUGUUCCAGGACGUGGUGGUGACGGAGGAGGACCUGAGCAAGAUCCUGGCCAACACACCCAAACUGACCUCGGCUGUGGCCAAGCAUAAGCUUGCGGUGCGACCAAACAGGAGGAACCAGGGUUCCAGGAACCCUCUGAGAGCGCUGGCCGCCCGCAACGACAUCCGGCAGGCGUACACCGAACAGAGGCUUAACAUAGCCAAAGUGGAGACCAAGAGAAUCCAAGUGGAGCGCAUGGCCAAACACUCCAACCUGGCUGACGUGGCGUUAGCCGGCCUUGCCAGCAAGGAGAACUUCCGCAAGGUCAACUUGCGCAGUGUCAAAUCCACCGAGGUGGUGACCAACAACAGCGCGCUGCCCUUCAAAAAGCUAAUGCUCAUACGCGUCAAAGGCCGGAGGCACGUUCAGGUGCGGCUGGUGGAGCCCACUUCCAAAUCCCUGAACAGCGGGGACUGCUUCCUGCUCAUCACCCCGAAGCAUUGUUUCAUGUGGAGCGGCGAGUUCGCUAACGUCAUUGAGAAAGCUAAGGCGUCGGAGAUGGCGACCUUCGUCCAGGCUAAGCGGGACCUCGGAUGCAAAGCUUGCCAAGUGACUGUGCUGGAGGAGGGCAUCAACACCGACAGCAAGUGGGCGAAAGAGUUCUGGACUCUGCUCGGAGGAAAAAGCCAAUACGAAGGGGCGGGCGAGCCAGAGGAGGACGAGCUGUACGAGAGCGGCGUGUUGGACUCCAUUGGAGUCUACAGACUCCAGGGAGACAAACUGGUCCCCCACGAAGACGCAUGGGCGUCCAUCCCAAGUGUCAGUUUGCUCAGUUCUCAAGAGGUAUUGGUGUUUGAUUUUGGCGGCGAGGUGUACGUGUGGACCGGCAAGGAUGUCCCUUUGGGGGACAGAAAAGUGGCGGUCAAACUGGGCAAACAGCUUUACAGUGGCAGCUACGACUACAGCAACUGCAGGGUGAACCCUCUGGAUCCCUCCUGCACAAGUAGCGACGUUCCGCAGCAAGGCGAAAGCCGCCCAAGCUGGACUCUGUUCGGACGCCUGUCGGAACACAACGAGACGUCGCUGUUCAGAGAGAAGUUCCUUGACUGGGCCGAGAGGCGGAAGGAGGAAACGGCUGCCACGGAGGAAGUCAAGGUGACUGAGAAUGUGCUUCAACUUGUACAAAUGGAGAAAAAUAACUUGAAAUUGUUUUCACAGAGUCCGGUCCGCUCCACUGCCGGCCCGUCACCCGACCUGGAACUGCAGCCGUGCGACGCCAACACAUUGCUGGACAACGAGCCACCGCCGGUCCAGACCGUCUUAGAGGGCGUUGAUGUCCAGCGAGGUCACGGCGUGGUGAGGACAGAGGACUGCAGGCAGGCAGAGUUGUCCACGCUGGCCGUGGACGCCUGGCAUAUUAAGGAGUACGGCGAGGAAGAGCUCCCUCGCGAGAGCCUGGGACAGCUCCACGAAGGAGACGCUUACAUCAUCCGGUGGAAGUACUCAAUCACCACACUCGUUGGAAAACGCCAAAAACCAGGAGAGCUAAGUGCCGGCGUCGCGGGACGGGAAAGGACUGCUUGCUUCUUCUGGCAGGGCCUUCACUCCAGCGUCAGCGAGAAGGGAACGUCGGCGCUCAAGACGGUGGAGCUGGGCAGCUUCAGGGGCUCACAAGUUUUGGUGAGUCAAGGGAAGGAACCUCCGUGUUUUCUACAACUUUUCCAAGGUGCUUUGAUCAUCCACAAGGGGAGUAGAGAUGAUUCCCUCAAAAAUUCAGAGGGUUGGAAGUUGUUCUGCGUUCGUGGUGAAUUGGAAGCGGAGGCCACGCUGCUGGAGGUGGAGUGUCAAGGCGCUAGCUUGCGCUCGCGGGGCGUCGUGGUGCUGCUACACGCCGGGGAGCGCCGUCUCUACGUGUGGAACGGCUGCAAAGCGCACCUCGGCGCCAGGCGGGUGGCCGAGAGGGCCGUGGAGCGACUCGUACGGGGGUGUCCCGCUGAAUUGGGUCUCGGCGCCGGCGAUGACGUGAAAGUGGAGGAGGUGGCUGAAGGAAGCGAGCCAGAGGAAUUCAAGAAGGUUCUGGGCUUGCGGGACAGGAAGUCGUAUGACUGCAUGCUUCAAGACCCCGGCAAGUACAAUUUCACGCCCCGGCUCUUCCGACUGAGUGCCAGUUCAGGCGUGUUCGAAGGAGAGGAGCAUUUGUACCCCGCCAGGGUGACAGAGGGCGUCAUGGCCAUGCCAUUCCUUCAGGACAACCUCUACUCGGCACAACAGCCCGCGCUGUUCCUGCUGGACAACCGCAUGGAGGUAUACCUGUGGCAGGGCUGGUGGCCGCAGGACGAGCAGUGCACGGGCUCGGCCAAGAUGCGCUGGGACAACGAGAGGAAGUGCGCCAUGGAAACAGCGCUGCAGUACUGUAAAGAAAAGAACUCUCGGCGCCCUCCUCAGGCUUAUUUAAUCACAGCAGGCUGUGAGCCGCUCACCUUUACUAACAUCUUCCCUUACUGGAAAAAAGACCCCAGCCUUGCCGCUAAGGGCUCCAAGAACAAAGUGACCUUAGUGAAGGAGGUUCUGUCCGAGCUCAGCAAGUUGCAGUACUCCAUCCAGGAGUUGACCGGCUCGCCCCUACCCGACGGUGUGGAUCCUCUCCGCCUGGAGGAUUAUCUUUCUGACGCCGACUUCAAGAAACUUCUGGAAAUGAGUCGGGUGGAGUUCAACGCGCUGCCCAACUGGAAACAGAAGAACCUGAAGAAAAAUAAGGGGCUUUUUUAGAAAACAAAAGGACUCGAAAAGGUUUUUUUAUUCCCAAAAAAAAAAAAAAUCACCUCAUUUUGUAAAACAAAUGUACAAUUUUGUAUCAUAGUCCUUUAGCCAAUUGUAACUGUGCAAUUUGUAAUGAACUUUUUAGUGUUUUUUUUAUAUCGGAAUGUAUUUCAGGCCACUUUUUCAGCGCGCCGCACGACCCGCACACUAAUUUUGAAAUGUUUUAGUAGUUCCAAAAAUUCACACAAUGCAAGCCCUUUUUUAUUUUUGACCCUAACAACAUUCACACUUCCCACAAAACACCAAUUUUUUUAUUUAUUUUUUACCAAAAAGCCCCAUUUAUGUCCAAUUUUGAAUGUUAUACAAGCUAUUUUUAUCAGAUUCACACAAUUCAGACAUUAAAAAUUCACAAAAUCAAGGCACACAAAUGUUAUCAGCCAGCUUUCAUACUUAUUACUGUCAAAAUUUCCCAAUUCAUUUCCAACGCCAUUUUCAACUCCAACAAAAAACAUUUCCAUUCACACCUAUUGAUAUUCAACUCAGACCUGCAAAAAAAUGUCCAUUGAUGGUCAUUAUUUAUGACCAAAAAAACUGAAAUUGCCCCAAAAUCAACAGGAAUUGACCAAUAAACAGGACAUGACCUAGAAAUGCUGUAAAAUCAACAGAAAAUAAUCCAAAAUGUACAAGACCUGACCUCGUAAUAACCCAAAAUCAACAGGAAGUGACCUGUACGUAUACCGAAACCAAUAGGAAGCGACCGGCAAAGGCCCCAGAAUAAACAGGAAGUGGCCAACCAACAGGAAGUGACCAAUAAACAAGACGUGACCUAGAAAUGCUAUCAAAUCAACAGAAAAUGAUCCAAACUGCACAAAAAGUGACCCUGAAAUGAAAUGACCCAAAAAUCAACAUGAAGUUACCUGUAAUCAAAGUGACCAAUAAACAGCACGUGACCCCAUAGUGAUCCUAAAUAUAAAACAGUGAACCCGAAAUGACCUAAAAUCAACAGGAAGUGACGCAUAAACAGGACAUUAACUGGAAAUCCUGUAAAAUCAACAGAAAUUGAUCCAAAAUGUAUAAAAAGUGACCCCGAAAUGACCUAAAAUCAACAGGAAAUGACCAGUAAUCAGGACAUGACCUGAAAAUGCUGUAAAGUAAACAAAAAAUGAUCCAAGAUGUAUCAAAAGUGACCCCAAAAUGACUUCAAAUUAACAGGAAAUGACCAGUGAACAGGAAAUGAUCUGGAAAUGCCGUAAAAAUAAAAGAAAAGGAUCCAAAAUGUCCAAGAAGUGAUUCCGAAAGGCCUCAAAAUCAACAGAAGUACCUGUAAUCAAUAGGAAGUGACCUAUUAGCAGGACGUAACCUGGAAAUGCCAUCAAAUCAACAGAAAAUGAUCCAAAAUGUACAAGAAGUGACCCUGAAAUGACCCAAAAUCAGCAUGAAGUUACCUGUAAUCAACAGCAAAGUGACUAAUAAACAGCAUGUGACCCCAAAAUGAUCCAAAAUAUAAAAAAGUGACCCCGAAAUUACCUAAAAUCAACAGGAAGUCACGUAUAAACAGGACAUUACCUGGAAAUGCAGUAAAAUCAACAGGAAAUGAUCUGGAAAUGCCGUAAAAUUAACAGAAAAGGAUCCAAAAUGUCCAAGAAGUGACUCCGAAAGGACUCAAAAUCAACAGAAGUACCUGUAAUCAAUAGGAAGUGACUUAUUAGCAGGACGUAACCUGGAAAUGCCGUAAAAUCGACAGAAAAUGAUCCAAAGUGUACAAGAAGUGACCCUGAAAUGAUCCAAAAUCAACAUGAAGUUACCUGUAAUCAGAAGGAAAGUGACUAAUAAACGGCACGUGACCCCAAAAUGAUCCAAAAUAUAAAAAAGUGACCCCGAAAUGUCCUAAAUUCAACAAGAAGUGACGUAUAAACAUAAUGUGACCUGAAAAUGCCAUAAAAUCAUCAGAAAAUGAUCCAAAAUGUAUAAAAAGUGACCCCGAAAUGACUUAAAAU